CGAAUGCAUUGCUAGCGUGGCGAUGUGCGCCGCCAGUCCGUACUCCCGCCGGCGGAGAGCACGGGCCGGCGUGGGCGAUGCGCCCGGCAAGGAGCGGCGGUGCACCAUUGCCGGGCGAAGGAUCCCCUCGACGCCAUACGUGCUGGGCCAGGCCACGGCAACGGCAGCGCCCAGAUCCGUCCGACCACCGGCCUCGAUUUGGGGGCGGCGGCGACGUUGUGGCGGAGCCAAAGCAAAGCGUGACCUGAGUGCGUUCGCCGCAGGCUGCUGCGACGCAUCGACGUGCAGAGAACGCGGUUAAAAAGGAGGAAAGCGCGGCUCCUUUCGGAGCACCUGCUGCUGCGGAUGCAACCACUACAGGUGCAGGUGGUGGUAUGCUUACAAAUCGACAGGAUUUGCGCCCAUCAGGAUUUGUUGCCAAACUUAGGAAGCAGCUUGCACGUACCUUCUUGGCUUGUGGCUUUGAUGGUUCGAAAAAAGAGGUGAAGGAUUCUACUAGCACAACAAAGUUCAGUGAUGUCAAGGGGGUCGAUGACGCGAAAGCCGAGCUCGAGGACGUACUGCUGUGCCUGCGGGACCCCAAGCGUUUCGCACACCUCGGCGGCAAGCUUCCAAGAGGUGUCCUGCUAGUCGGCGGGCCUGGCGUGGGGAAGACAAUGCUGGCAAGGGCGAUGGCCGGGGAAGCCGGCGUCCCGUUCUUCACGUGCAGAGGCAGCGAAUUCGAGGAGAAGCAUGUGGGUGCUGGGGCUGAAAGGGUGAGGGAGCUCUUCACUACUGCAAAGAAGCGAUCUCCUUGCAUAGUGUUCAUCGAUGAGAUUGAUGCCAUUGCUGGGAGCAGGAGCUCACAAGAUUCAAAGUCGCACAGACACACCAUUAAUCAGCUGCUCGUCGAACUAGAUGGCUUGGAGCAGAAUGACGGGGUGAUCGUGGUCGCGGCGACCAACAACCUCGACUCACUGGAUCAAGCCCUUGUUAGGUCUGGGCGUUUCGACCGUCACAUUCAGAUUCAUUAUCCAAAUGUUGAGGGCCGACGGCAGAUCCUCGAGGGUCAUAUGUCAAAGGUGUUGAAAACCAAGGAUGUGGAUCUUCUGACCAUCGCGAAGAGGACAUCUGGGCUCUCAGGAGCAAGCCUGGCAAACCUGGUGAACGACGCCGUUCUCAAGGCUGCCAAGGACGGGGCAGAAGCUGUUGCGACGCAUCACCUGGAGUAUGCCACGGACAGGACUCUAGUGGGCGGUGAGCGCAGAUCGGUGGCGAUGCCUGAUAACUGCAAGAGGAUGACCACGUACCAUGAGGCAGGGCAUGCCAUCGUUGCUAUCCACACGGAUGGCGCUGAUCCUGUCCACAAGGCUACCAUUGUUCCCAGGGGUGAUUUUCUCGGCAUGGUGUGGCAGCUGCCGGAGGAGGACGAUGAGUUUAUAUAUUCAAAGAAGAAGAUGCUCGCAGGACUAGAUGUUCUCAUGGGAGGCCGGGCGGCUGAGGAGGUUAUCUUUGGCGGGAGCGAGGUGAGCUCCCUCGCCCUGACUGACCUGGGCGAGGCGACCCAGCUGGCGACGGACAUGGUUGCCAGGUAUGGCAUGAGCAAGCAGAUCGGCCCUGUCUCCUACGACAACAACGACGGCAGUUGGAAUUCCAAGACCAUGAGCUGGAACUCGACAACCAUGGUGGACCAGGAGGUGAAACAGUUGUUGAGCAAGGCUUACGAGAACGCAAAGACGAUCCUCGCGGCGAACAAGCGGGAGCUCCAUGCGCUCGCUGUCGCCCUCCUGGAGCACGAGACCCUAACUGGAGACCAGAUCACGGCGCUCCUGAAUGAAACUCUCGCCAAAGACCAGAUCAUGAAACCGGCAUCGACUGGCUGCAAGAGGAAGAAGAAGAAGUAAAUGAAUGGUCUACUCGGCAGAAUCAGGAAACACGGCCUUCUUCAUCCUAACAGUUGAGACACAAGACAAACAGUUUUGUCCUAGCAAGGAUUUUUCUUCCUUUUUUGGUUCAUUAUUUGUUGCAUAUAACAUAAAUGUGAAGAUUUAUGCUCUGGA
Messenger RNA from Triticum aestivum (bread wheat), 2039 nucleotides. Its product is annotated as ATP-dependent zinc metalloprotease FTSH 4, mitochondrial. Gene Ontology annotation, biological process: proteolysis; protein import into chloroplast stroma. The transcript is spliced from 4 exons. Gene Ontology annotation, molecular function: ATP hydrolysis activity; metalloendopeptidase activity; ATP binding. The record is from RefSeq and is a predicted model, not a curated record. Bases 375 to 1883 code for a protein of 502 amino acids. Gene Ontology annotation, cellular component: chloroplast. Lineage: Eukaryota; Viridiplantae; Streptophyta; Magnoliopsida; Poales; Poaceae.